AUGAAGUUUGGGACUCAGAUAUUGGAUAAGUCUGUUCCUGAAUGGAAACUUCACAAUAUCGAUUAUCAGCAGUUGAAAGUUGGUAUCAGACGAUGUACUACGGUACGAGAGGGCCAGGACCCAGAAUUUAGACCUAAUAGUAUCGAAGAUGAUCCUGAACUACGAUCUUUGAAGAAGCUGUUUCGGUCGCAAUUCGAGAUGAUUAAUGUUUUCAUCUCGAUGAAGUUGAAAGAGUGCAGUACACGGAUCGUUUCGAUAGAGAAUUAUUUGACUCAGUUGCAUUUGAUUAAGGAUGAGAACAAAAAGUUACGUAGGAUCAAGUUAAUCAACCAGCAUUUGGAUAGGUGUAAUUUAGAAUUGCAGAAAUUGUCCAGGUAUUUGAUUUUGCAAAAGAUUGCAGUGAGGAAAUUGUUUAAGAAGUUCUUGAAACACUACCCGUACGGUACGCAGUUGGCACAGGAGUUUAUCAACUCGUUGAAGAAUUGUCCAGAAUUUAAGGAGGGCCAUGAAGGUGUAUCUAUGUUGACUGUGGAUUUGGAUCCAUACUUGCUUGAGAUUUCGUUGAUCGUUGAUCUUUUGCAUGAAAUGGAACAGGAUGCUGACCAGCAACCUGUUGAUUCUGGUAAUACCAAAACUGGCAACACAUCGAAUUCUCGGGCCAAUUCUAACGUUGGGAUCACUUCAGGCACUGCUCCGUCUUCGAGGAAAAGUUCCGUGGUCUCUUCAUCGCAUGUUAUAGACAGUACUUUGAAAUUCGACCAUUAUUUCUUAUCGAAGUUCAACCCCUUAGGGUCAUUUUUAAUAUCAAAGGAAAGUGAGGAUGAAAUUAAGUUCCUGUUGAUUAACCUUGGUUUCUGUUUGUUUGAUGACUCCGUGAUAGCUACUUCUAAAAAAAUCUUAAGCGGGGAUGCUCUCUUGUCUAAGAGAAAGGGAUCCAUUAAAUCGUUACGUAUGUUCAGAGACGCUCAAAGGGAAGAAGCUGCGUCUAGUUCCCAACGACGUGACACAGAAUCAAGCCCUCCAGUAGGGUCACCGGAAUCUGACCCCGGUUCUAAUAGGUCACAACAAUUAUCGAAUUCUUCCUCAUCUGCUCAUAAUAUUCUUUUCGAACCGUUGGCAAAGCCUGGCGCUGAUGUCACCAACCUUUACAAUUCCACCGAGGAAAAUCUUUUCCCGAAUUUGUUAGUAUCUUAUCCGAGCUCCAACGAUUCCAUCCUGCUUUGCCAUGUCGGUGGCCUUCGUAAUCAUAUAUCUACUGACACCAUCGAAUAUACUGAUAUUAAAGCUGUAUUAAACGGAUGCGAACCAUCGUUGAUGCCAGUAUCUAACAGACUAGACGAAUUUUGUCGCGAUUGGUGUUACUCACAUAACCUCAAGACCACAGAUCUCGUCAUCAAAUGCAGAAGAAGCAGAUUUAUUAUUAGUCAUUCAUCGAUUGAAACUAACAACGACUAUCUGAUUUGCAUUGACGACAAUAUCGAGAUAAACGAUAACAAACUUCCAUUUGCAGUACUAGAAGUGAAAAUUCUCGAAGCAACUUCAUCGUCGUCUGUACCAAAUAAGACCUAUUCCAAGAAACACAUUGAUCCAAUAAUGGUAGAUCUUACGGAGAAACUAGUAACGGAUAACCUUUCCGUUUACCCUACAGGUAGGAAUUUUACUCUUUGGGAAAUGGCUGGAAAAAUAGCAGGAGGUAGCAAUCCACUUGCAUGUCUCGAUGGGAACCUCAAUUUUGAGUCCGUAGAAGAGAUGUUCGGAGCUGGUAACGCUCUUUUGAAGAAGACUCACGACAGGUAUCAAUCACUGCUAAACCCACCUACAAUAGAAUUUUCCCAGUCAUCAUCCCAAAACACAGCCGUGAAUAUCUCACCUACUGUAACAGAACGUGAAAAGCCUAGAAUUCGUUACUGGAAUGAAUUUGAUGACGGAGAAGAGGCAAUGGAUCAGGACUUUUAUUCCUGUCUUGACGAAGACGAUGACGAAUACACACACGAUACUGGUCUCAUCAGAUUUAACCCAUCAUUCAUAAUUGCCAUCUAUCAUCUCUUAUCGAAGUUCCAAAUUGCAUUCGGUAUAAUUGACGACGUCCAAGCUAGGAAAUCUUUAUUAAGAGAUGCAGGUAAGUCCUACAACUCAAUAGACACUGACACUUCCAUACUUACUUCUUCUUCUUCGGAAAGAAACGACGUGAAUAAGUUUUGGGAACUCGAAGAACAAAAUUCAGAAUCAAUAUAUGAGUUCGAGCAUGACCAGGUGAUAUCUUUCUUCUAUGUUUCUUCAUUGCUAAUAUCCUGUUUGACUACAGGCGUAACCAUUGGUAUCAUGACAUCUUUGUUCAAAUCACUCAACGAUGAUACACAACUAGAAAACGAAACUUCUAUUUUGACGAUGAUAUUCAUAUCAUUAUCCAUAUCCUUAAUUCUCGGUGCAUGGUCUUUGUUAUUAAUGUUUUCAAGAUUCACGUUUGCACCUACUUGGCAUUAUAUUACUGGUGUUGUGAUCUUCAUUAUCAUAAUCUUUGCAGUAUGUUAUGGAUUUAUAGAGUUGAUAUUGUAA
Molecule: messenger RNA, 2556 nt
Organism: Kluyveromyces lactis
Lineage: Eukaryota; Fungi; Ascomycota; Saccharomycetes; Saccharomycetales; Saccharomycetaceae
Gene: VTC5
Product: Vtc5p
Exons: 1
Coding region: 1-2556 (851 amino acids)
Biological process (GO): vacuole fusion, non-autophagic; polyphosphate metabolic process; vacuolar transport
Cellular component (GO): fungal-type vacuole membrane; vacuolar transporter chaperone complex
Source: RefSeq, a predicted model, not a curated record